AUGGCUAGGUUCCUUCUCUUACCUUUAGACUUAUUCCAUGGAAGCGUAGAUGGAUACUAUCUUAAAUUUAGGAACUUGCACAAACCUGUAGUUUCUUUUAUAAAGAAGUUAAUGCAGAAUGACAAUUAUAGCAUGGCAAAUGACUUCUUUGCAGAAAGUACAUUUCGUGUGGAUUAUGUUGUGUUCCAGAACAUUAGGGUAGAUGUCAACUCAGAUUCAGGAUUUCCAACAUUCGUGACUUUUCUCUCUGAGGUGGAGUCCCCAUAUGAAGUCCAUGACUACAUCCGUUCAUAUUUAGGGGACAGCAAGGAAGUGAAGGAAUUUGCUAAGCAAUACCUGGAACGGCGAAGUAAAGCUCGCAAUGCACAGAAGGAACGGGAGGUGGAGGAUGAUAUCCUUGCUCCUGCUCCUGCUGUGAAUCCAACUAGCACAGAGUUCCAGGAAGUUAAGGCUCGAAGCAAGAAGGCCAAUAAGAAGAAAAUGCAGAAGGUUGACAACAGUAUUCUUGGAUUCAGUGUAACCUCCAAUGAUCGCAUUAAUGUUGGGGAGCGUGACUAUGCAGACUAAUGGCGGGUUGAAGUUGUGAUAGCAAUGAACAGUGAUUGGGUGCUGGAAGUGACUGAGACGGGAUUAUAACCUUUACCUUGUGGGCCCUUCACCCUCAGGGAUGCCUGGCUGUAACAUGUGGCUGUGUUUGUACCACAUCAUGUUGCACACUCAAAAUUAAAGAAAAUCUGUUUCAUUGAUA
Messenger RNA from Penaeus vannamei (Pacific white shrimp), 748 nucleotides. Lineage: Eukaryota; Metazoa; Arthropoda; Malacostraca; Decapoda; Penaeidae. The record is from RefSeq and is a predicted model, not a curated record.